Lodderomyces jiufengensis is the source of this 1395-nucleotide messenger RNA. RefSeq names its product delta(24(24(1)))-sterol reductase (gene ERG4). The coding region runs from base 1 to 1395 and encodes 464 amino acids. The record is from RefSeq and is a predicted model, not a curated record. Gene Ontology annotation, biological process: ergosterol biosynthetic process. Gene Ontology annotation, cellular component: endoplasmic reticulum membrane. Gene Ontology annotation, molecular function: Delta24(24-1) sterol reductase activity. NCBI's taxonomy places the organism in Eukaryota, Fungi, Ascomycota, Pichiomycetes, Serinales, Debaryomycetaceae. The transcript has a single exon.
AUGUCUGAGCAAGAUCCUUUAAUUAGAGCAUCUACCACCACCAAACCAAAAAAAGGUUAUUUACCAAAAGAUGAAAUAGAAUGGGAAUUUGGAGGACCUAUUGGAGUUUCAGCAAUGAUGAUUGGGUUCCCUCUUUUAAUGUGGUAUAUGUGGAUUGGGGCUGAAUUUUACAAGGGACAAUUUCCAUGGCCAACUAAAGAUCAAUCAUGGUUAGAAUUUUUAAUCUUACUAUGGGAAUUAAUUAAAUUAAAUGGUUUACCAACAUGGGGAACUUUUAUUUUUUUCACAAGUUUUAUUAUAAUUCAAGGAAUUUUUUAUUUGAUAUUACCUGGAGUUUGGACAAAAGGUCAACCAUUAACUCAUUUAGGUGGGAAACAAUUACCUUAUUUUUGUAAUGCUAUUUGGUCAUUUUAUACUUCAGUUAUAUUAUGUUUAAUUUUACAUUUUACUGGAUUAUUACCAGCUUAUUAUAUUUUAGAUAAUUUUGGUAGAAUUAUGACUAUUGCUAUAAUAUAUGGACAAGUUUUCGCAAUUGGAUUAUAUUUGAUUACUAUUAAUAUUACUGGUGAUUAUCAUAGAAUGACUGGUAAUCAUAUAUAUGAUAUGUUUAUGGGAGCUCCAUUAAAUCCAAGAAUUGGUAAAUAUUUAGACUUAAAAAUGUUUUUCGAAAUUAGAUUACCUUGGUUUAUUUUAUUUUUCCUUAGUUUUGGUUUAUGUUUUAAACAAUAUGAUACUUAUGGAUAUGUUACACCUCAAGCUUUGUUUUUAUUAUAUGCUCAUUGGCUUUAUGCUAAUGCUUGUUCAAAGGGAGAAGAGUUAGUUGUACCAACUUGGGAUAUGGCUUAUGAAAAAUUUGGAUUUAUGCUUAUAUUUUGGAAUAUAGCUGGUGUACCUUUUACAUAUUGUCAAUGUUCAUUAUUCAUUGCGUACAAUGAACCACAAGUUUAUCAAUGGUCAACUUGGUAUAAUGUAUUAUUAUUUGUAAUUUUAACAAUUAGUUACUAUUUCUUCGAUACUGGAAAUCGUCAAAAGAAUAGUUUUAGAAGAACAUUAUCAGGAAAUACUCAUUUAAGAAAAACUUUCCCAUAUUUACCAUAUUCUGAUUUGGUUAAUCCAAAAUUUAUAAGAUGUUCAAACGGUUCAGUAUUAUUAACUGAUGGUUGGUAUGUAUAUGCAAGAAAAAUGCAUUAUACAGCUGAUUAUAUACAAACUUUAACAUGGGCUCUUAUUUGUGGGUUUAAAUCCCCAUUUCCUUGGUUUUUUCCCUUAUUCUUUUUAAUUGUUUUAAUUCAAAGAGCUUAUAGAGAUCAAAGAAAAUGUGCUAAAAAAUAUGGUGAAGAUUGGGAUAGAUAUUUAGAAGCUUGUCCAUACUUAUUCAUUCCUUAUGUUUGGUAA